Messenger RNA from Drosophila ananassae, 1153 nucleotides. It is a transcript of the gene Vta1, whose product is annotated as vacuolar protein sorting-associated protein VTA1 homolog. The transcript has 4 exons. Lineage: Eukaryota; Metazoa; Arthropoda; Insecta; Diptera; Drosophilidae. Gene Ontology annotation, biological process: late endosome to vacuole transport via multivesicular body sorting pathway. Gene Ontology annotation, cellular component: multivesicular body. Bases 115 to 1035 code for a protein of 306 amino acids. The record is from RefSeq and is a predicted model, not a curated record.
GUUAUCGAACAGUACUGGACCUGGCCACACUGCGCGUUCUGUCAUCUACUUCGUAUUUUGAAAACUAACGAAAUUAACUAAAUUUAAGGGGCCUAGGGGUUUCAAAAAGAUUCGAUGGAGUUUCCGCCGUGCCCUCCCUCGCUGAAGUCCAUUCAGCACUUCCUGAAACUGGCUCAGGAGCAUGAUUCGAGAGACUUUGUGAUAGCCUAUUGGGCGAGACUCUAUGCUCUCCAGGUAGGCUUGAAGGCCUCUACCCAAACUGCAGAGGAAACCAAGUUGCUCUUGGCCAUCAUGGACUGGCUGGAGCAGGUGAAGAAGCAGUAUGCGGACAAUGAGGCGGUCACCAACGAAGUAGCUGCCCAGGCUCACAUUGAGAACUAUGCUCUCAAAUUGUUCCUCUACGCCGACAAGCAGGACCGGGAAGAGAAUUUCGGCAAAAACGUUGUCAAGGCGUUCUACUCCAGUGGGGUGCUGUACGACAUACUCCAGACUUUCGGCGAGUUGAGCGAGGAGGCUUUACACAACCGGAAGUACGCCAAGUGGAAGGCCGCCUACAUCCACAAUUGCCUGAAGAAUGGGGAGACGCCCAUUCCGGGGCCGCUUCCGGAUGAUGACGAAGACGAGUUCGGUGGGGACAACACCAAUGCGUCUGCGGGUACCCCUCCAGAAGAGCCGUCAGCUCUAGAUCCUCCUCCGGCUCCCUAUCAGCUGGACCCGGCGCCCUCGGACGUCACCCCACCCACGGCCGAGGAGAUUCUGGAUAAUCCCAACAAAUUGCCCAGCCCACCAGUGGAGGAGGAGAAGCCAGGUGGCUUCGUGCCAUACGUGCCCACGGCCCAGCCAAAUCCUGCCACAGCCGCUACCAUCUACCAGCCCAUCGUGCCGGUGGCCGGAGUGCAAAUCACGCCGGACCAAAUGAUUACCGCCCAGAAGUAUUGCAAGUAUGCCGGCAGCGCCCUAAACUACGAUGACGUGAAGACGGCCAUCGAGAACCUGCAGAAGGCCCUCAAGUUGCUGAGCACUGGGUCCGAAUGAGGAUACUAUGUGACGAAGAUAUAUUCAUACCAUGUGUAACCCAUGCACAGUUAUAGCUUAGAGCACCCGUAUAAUAAUCUCCCGCUAAUCACGCAAAUUAAAACGAUAUUUAGAUUGA